CCUAAGGGAAAUUAUAUUCAUCAAAAAAAUUGUUCCACCAUAUUUUUUUAGUAACUUAUUCCUUACGAAAUGACAACAAAAGCCAAUGUGACAGCUUCACAAGCUACCGCAUUGAAAGGCGUAUUCCGAAAUGGCAGCUAUGUGAUACCAGGAGUUUACGAUUUGAGUGUCGAGGACACAAAUUGGGUGUUGACUUCGUCAUUCAUCAUUUUCACAAUGCAAACUGGUUUUGGCAUGCUCGAAUCCGGUUGCGUGUCAAUAAAAAAUGAAGUCAACAUCAUGAUGAAAAAUGUCGUCGACAUAGUUUUGGGUGGAUUUACAUAUUGGCUUUUUGGUUAUGGAAUGUCAUUUGGACGUGGGCCACUUUCAAAUCCAUUCAUUGCAAUUGGAGACUUUUUAAUUGAUCCGCCUGUUGGAGAUCCACUAAUGGGUCAAAUAUUUUCGGCUUUUCUUUUCCAAUUAUCAUUUGCAACCACAGCGACUACAAUUGUCAGUGGAGCUAUGGCUGAACGGACUAAUUUCAAGGCGUAUUGUUUAUUUUCUUUGCUAAAUACCGCUGUGUAUUGCAUACCUGCUGGAUGGGUAUGGGGUGAGCAUGGUUUUCUAAAUAAUUUGGGAGCUGUUGAUAUUGCUGGAAGUGGGCCAGUUCAUUUGAUUGGUGGCGCUUCUGCAUUUGCUUCAGCAGCAAUGCUCGGACCAAGGCUUGGACGAUAUGCAGAUGGAUAUGAUCCUUUGCCACUUGGCAACCCUGUCAAUGCGUGCAUGGGACUUUUUGUCCUCUGGUGGGGAUGGUUGGCUUUCAACUCGGGUAGCACAUACGGAGUUAGUGGAGCAAAAUGGCAGUAUGCAGCCAGAGCUGCAGUAAUGACCAUGCUUGGUUCAUUUGGUGGUGGAGUUAGUAGCCUUGGCUACUCGCUAUGGCGAAACGAAGGUCGAUUAGAUAUAAUCGACCUUAUCAACGGAAUUUUGGGUUCCUUAGUUUCUAUCACUGCUGGGUGCUUCUUAUUCCGUGCCUGGGAAGCAUUACUUAUUGGAGCUCUAGGAGCUCUUUUAUGCUGUGUGGCAAUGCCAUUAUUCGACAGACUCGGUGUCGAUGAUCCAGUUGGAGCCAGUGCUGUUCAUGGUGUUUGUGGUAUUUGGGGUGUCCUAGCUGUUGGAUUGUUUGCUGAUAAUCCAAUCCCCUUGGGAACAACCAAAGGACGAACGGGAUUAUUCAAAGGUGGUGGCUGGUAUCUUCUUGGAAUUCAAAGCUUAUCGGCAUUUUGUCUUGUCUGUUGGGGUAUUUGUUCCACAUUUCUUCUACUCUAUAUUGUCAAUAAAAUCAUUCCCAUCCGAAUGGAGCCAAAUGAAGAACUUUUGGGUGCUGAUUUAAUGGAACACAGAAUUCGACACUCACAAAUUGGUCUUUCAAGAGCUAUCUCAGCUUUGGCACCAUUAAAAAUUGAUUUGGAAGAAAUUGUUGGAAUUAGACCAAUCGGAUUGAAUCCUGGACAUGAGAAGAGUCUUGAUGAAUUGAGAGCUGCUGAGGAUAAACUUAAUCAAUGGCGUUCGUAUUUGGAUCAAAUGGGUCCGACAAAACGUAAAUCACAAGCUUCGUUGAGUGAUGAUUCUCCGAGUACGGCUGUAAGAAGGAAGAGUAUUGCUGGCAAUAGUCUUUCAAAGAAAAUUCACAGCUUACGUGGUAAGAUUCCGGAGACAACGGAACAUGUUGCUGUUAGUGGGGUGGGGGGAGUAUUUAAAAAUAAAAAUGCAGAAGUGCCAACAGUUUCAAAGGGAAAGGAUAAUGGAACGUUUGCUUGGAUUGAUUAAAGUUAAACCUAUCAAAUUUAUUUAAAUAUUUGUGUUAAG
Molecule: messenger RNA, 1848 nt
Organism: Episyrphus balteatus (marmalade hoverfly)
Lineage: Eukaryota; Metazoa; Arthropoda; Insecta; Diptera; Syrphidae
Product: putative ammonium transporter 2
Exons: 4
Coding region: 70-1809 (579 amino acids)
Biological process (GO): ammonium homeostasis; ammonium transmembrane transport
Cellular component (GO): membrane
Molecular function (GO): ammonium channel activity
Source: RefSeq, a predicted model, not a curated record